Salvia hispanica is the source of this 1823-nucleotide messenger RNA. Its product is annotated as cytochrome P450 72A397-like. The record is from RefSeq and is a predicted model, not a curated record. NCBI's taxonomy places the organism in Eukaryota, Viridiplantae, Streptophyta, Magnoliopsida, Lamiales, Lamiaceae. Gene Ontology annotation, molecular function: monooxygenase activity; heme binding; iron ion binding.
UUUGAAAAGAAAAGCAUAGUAGUGUGACUGUCCAUUUUUCUUCACCAUGCAUGUUCGAGGAAACUGUUACCUUCAUCGAUAUCUCACUUGUUUUGCUUCAUCACUUUCACAAGAUUGUGCAUUUGUGGAGCUCUAUAUAAAGAGCUGCCGCCAUAGCCAAAGGAAAUCAUAAAAAUGGAGCUCGGAUUUCAAUCACUAGCUGCUGCCACUUUAGCAUUCGUGGCGCUGAUUUACACUUGGAAGAUACUGAAUUGGGCAUACAUCAAGCCGAAGAAGCUGGAGAAAGCCCUCAGGAAGCAGGGGCUAAGGGGAAAUCCUUACAGAUUGAUGUAUGGCGACUUAAAGGAGCUUAUGCAGUCGAUCAUCGAAGCUAAGUCUUCUCCAAUUAAUCUCCACGAUGAUAUCAAGCCCAGACUCCAAUCAUUUUUCCUCAAUAUCCUUCAAAAAUACGGAAAUGAGUGUUUCUUUUGGCUAGGGCCGAAUCCCUCAGUUAUUUUAAUGGAUUCUGAGCUAAUUAAGGAGGUGUUGAACAAGAGUUAUGUAUACCUGAAGCCAGAGCUCCCGAAUCCAUUAAUGAAGCUGCUUGCACAAGGAGUUCUCAGUGAAGAAAAAGAGAAAUGGGCAAAACACAGGAAGAUCAUCAAUCCUGCUUUCCAUAUUGAUAAACUCAAGCUUAUGAUCCCUGCCUUUAAUUUGAGCUGUGAAGAAGUCUUGACUAGAUGGGAGGAGAAGGCUGUCUCGGGUGAGGUGGAAGUGUGGCCGGAUCUGCAGAGCUUAACGAGCGAUGCAAUUUCAAGGACUGCGUUCGGGAGCAGCUACCGAGAAGGUAGAAGGAUAUUCCAGCUUCAGAAAGAGCAGGGAGAGUUCGUGAUGCAGGCUUCGCAGUCUGUAUAUAUCCCGGGAUGGAGAUUUGUUCCGACCAAGAAGAAUAGGAGAAUGAAGGAGACGGAGAGAGAAGUCCAGUCGAUGAUCCGGGGUCUCAUCAACAGGAGGAUCGAGUCGAUGAAAACAGAGGAAGCCAGCAGCCGUGGCGACUUGCUUGGGAUAUUGCUGGAGUCCAACUUUCAAGAGGGUGGCAACGGGAUGAGCAUAGCCGAGAUAGUCGAGGAGUGCAAGCUCUUCUACUCUGCAGGCCAGGAGACGACCUCCGUGUGGCUCGUGUGGGUGAUGGUGAUGCUGAGCACACAUCCCGACUGGCAGGCCAAAGCCCGGGAAGAGGUCUUGCACGUCUUUGGUGACAGGAAACCGGACUUUGCUGGCUUGAGUCGCCUCAAAAUUGUGACCAUGAUUCUGAACGAGGUUCUGAGGUUUUACCCGCCUAUACCGGCGAUGGCGCGGAGAGUGGGCGAGGAGACGAAGUUGGGCAAGAUGAGGCUGCCGGCUGGGGUGCAGAUAUACCUUCCGGUCCUGAUAUUGCAUCACGACCGGGGGAUAUGGGGGGACGACGCGGAGGAGUUCAACCCGGAGAGGUUUAGCGAAGGAGUGGCGAAGGCGCAGAAGGGGGGGCAGGGGAUAUUCUUCCCGUUCGGGUGGGGGCCGCGCAUAUGCGUGGGGCAAAUGUUUGCGAUGCUGGAGGCGAAGGCGGCCGUGGCGAUGAUUCUGCAGCGCUUUUCGUUCGAGCUUUCGCCCUCGUAUACGCACGCUCCUUUCACCACUUUUGUUACUACUCAGCCUCAGCAUGGAGCUCACCUUAUGCUGCACAAGCUCUAGCUUCUUUUACCAUCCAUUUGUCUGUAAAUAUAUCAGUUUACUGUUUGAGUGGAGUAUAGUAAUAAUAAAAUGAAAAGGAUAAUAGAGGAAUGAAUUGGCCAUAUAAUUAUGAA